CGCGCCUCCAGAGGACUACACCUCCCAGCAGCCCCCGGGGCGAGGCCUCUAGCCCCCCCAUCCGGGCCCCGCCCCCUGGCAGGACUCCAUCUCCCGUGAGCGCUUGCGGGCGAGGCCCCCCCCGCCCCGUGCCGGGCUGUCCGAGCGGUGCCUGCAGGCUGCGGCGGGUGGCCGGGUGCGAGGCAGCCGGGGCGAUGCUGGAGGAGGCGGGCGAGGUGCUGGAGUCGGUGCUGAAGGCCUCGUGCCUGCCGCUCAGCUUCCUGCUCUUCGUGCCGGCCGUGCUGCUGCUGCUGGGGCCGCCGCCCGCCGCCGAGGCCGCCCACGAGUUCACGGUCUAUCGCAUGCAGCAGUACGAGCUGGGCGGGCAGCCCUACGGCACCAGGAAUGCAGUGUUAAACACAGAGGCCCGCACUGUAGAGGCGGACGUGUUGAGCCGCCGCUGCGUGAUGAUGCGGCUAGUGGAUUUCUCGUAUGAGCAGUACCAGAAGGCUCUCCGCCAGUCAGCUGGGGCCGUGGUGAUCAUCUUGCCCAAGGCCAUGUCAGCAGUGCCGCAGGAUGUUGUCAGGCAAUUCAUGGAGAUAGAGCCAGAAAUGCUGGCCAUGGAAACCAUUGUGCCGGUCUAUUUUGCAGUAGAGGAUGAAGAGCUGCUCUCCAUCUAUGAACAAACACGGGUUGCUUCUACAUCACAGGGUUCGGCUUCAGCUGCUGAAGUUCUGCUGCACACGGCGACUGCCAACGGCUUCCAGAUGGUUACGAGUGGGGCUCAGAGCAAAGCUAUCAGUGACUGGCUCAUAACCAGCCUGGAGGGGAGGCUGACUGGUCUGGGAGGAGAGGAUCUGCCCACCAUUGUAAUAGUUGCCCAUUAUGAUUCUUUCGGCGUGGCCCCAUGGCUGUCUCAUGGUGCAGACUCCAACGGCAGUGGCAUCUCUGGGCUAUUGGAGCUAGCCAGGCUCUUUUCUCGACUCUACACCUACAAACGUACCCAUGCUGGGUAUAAUCUGUUGUUCUUUGCAUCUGGAGGUGGUAAAUUUAACUAUCAAGGAACCAAGAGGUGGUUAGAAGACAACUUGGAUCACACAGAUUCCAGUUUGCUGCAGGAUAAUGUGGCAUUUGUUCUGUGCCUUGACACCCUGGGCAGAGGGAACAGUCUUCACCUCCACGUCUCAAAACCUCCUAAGGAGGGGACCCUGCAGCAUGCUUUUCUGAGGGAGCUGGAAAUGGUGGUCGCGAGCCAGUUUCCGGAAGUGAAAUUCUCCAUGGUGCACAAGAAGAUAAACCUGGCUGAGGACAUGCUGGCAUGGGAGCAUGAACGCUUUGCAAUCCGCCGCCUGCCUGCAUUCACCAUUUCCCACCUGGAGAGCCACCGGGACGGCCCGCGCAACAGCAUCAUGGACAUGAGGUCACGAGUUGACUCUAAGACUCUAACCCGUAACACCAGGAUCAUUGCUGAGGCAUUGACUCGGGUCAUCUACAACCUAACUGAGAAGGGAGCGCCUGCUGACCUGCAGAUCUUCACAGAGCAGAUGCAGAUUCAGCAGGAGCAGCUGGAGUCUGUGAUGGACUGGCUGACCAGUCAGCCCAGAGCGGCCCAGCUUGUAGAUAAAGACAGCACCUUCCUCAACACCUUAGAAUAUUACAUGAGCCGCUAUCUGAAGGAUGUCAAGCAGCAUCAUGUGAAGGCAGAUAAACGGGACCCUGAGUUUGUUUUCUAUGACCAGUUGAAGCAGGUGAUGAACGCAUACAGGGUGAAGCCAGCAAUCUUUGACCUGCUCCUGGCUCUCUGUAUAGCAGUCUACCUCGGAGUUGCCUAUGUUGCAGUCCAGCACUUUGGUCUCCUUUACAAGACGGUACAGAGAUUAUCCCUUAAAUCCAAGCAGCAGUGAAGUGGCAAAUCACCAACCCAUCGAGCAGCACUGAGCCACCCGUGAGCCCAGCAGGAGCUUCUGCCUUCCACUGGCUCCUGCCAUUUCUCCCUCUCUCCUCUAACCAUCCUGGAGGAAAGCAGAGAUUAACAGAACUUUCAACUCUUGUGCACUGUUUUUGGGUCUCCCCCCAACUUGUCCAUUUUCCUUCAUUUUGUGGCGAGGGAGAUGCGCAGAGACUCAGUCAAUCCGUGCAGAUUGUUUAAACACUGAAUGGCUGAUGCAAAGUUCCCUCCGAACAAGAAGUUUCUGUAAGUGUGAAGGUGCUGAACCUGGUUUCACAGGCAUGUGCCAUACAGCCAGCUUGGAGGCUGAAUCCACAGGGCAAGGGGAUGGACAGCUCGGCCCAGCCAACUGGACUCAGAGCACUCGUUUUUUAAAAAAUGUGCACAUGUAAAUUAAAAGAUAAUUAUUAGCGCGUUUCAUACUGCACCUCUUCCUUCUCAGCAAGCAGUGUCUUCAGCAAACCGCUUAUUGCAUUUUCUUUGGACAGUGCAAUAACCGGUUCUCCUUUUGGAAGUGCACUGUAAACGAUCUUGACUGUUAAUCUGAUUGGGAAAUGAGAAAGGAUCAUUAACUGGUUGCCACAGUAGGAUUCCUUCCAUAGCAUGUUUUGCUCCCUCAGCUGGAGGCUGCAUUCCGCUGUGCCCAGGUUCCUCUGAGGUUGAUAUCCCUCAGUUUGAUGCUGUUGCCACUCUGUGCUUAACUCUCACUGAUGUGUGCAGGUGUGUGGUGUUCUUUUUUUUUUUUUUUUUAAGGGGUUCCUAAGUUUAUAGUUGCUGCCGGAUCAGGUCUCAAGCCAUUCUGUAUAUUUAAACACUUUGAUGGUUAGAUUAAUAAUAUAAGCAGGAGCGACUUAGUUCCUGUCAUGAUCUCCGGUCAGUAAUCCAUUCGCUUCCAUUCCUUUCUCUUUCCACUUGCAGUUGGGCAGAUUUUAGUCUUGUUCAUCUCAGGGUCUUGUUUAGCAUUUCUCAUCACUAUUCUUUAUAAAACACUGGUCCUAGCCUAAUAGUAUUGGUAACUUGCCAAGGCUCUGUUGUUGCUUCCUUUACAUGCACCCUGUGGUAUGUUUGGAGGGAGGUGGGAUGUUAGUGGUGAUUUUUAAGAAGGUUUUAUGAAAAUGUCAUUAAACAUUACUGUUUUCAGAUUGUAGCUAAGAGCACGUGUUACAGCUGGAGCUCACCUGUUCUCCAGUACUUUUUUUCUCAAGCAAGAUCUUACUUCUUCUGUUUGCUAAUACAUAACGAUGGGGAAAUUACACUGUUGCCCAAAGCUGUUGUUAAUGCAUGUGCAGAGGCCUGGGAAUUUUCCAGUCUAGACAGACAAAUGCCAAAGUAUGCUCUCUCUCCAUUUUAAACCCCUCUGAAUUUCACAGCCUCAGGUAAGUGGAACACUGUGUCUUGCAACCAUUUUCUGAUGAUUCCCCAGGCUGCUUAGCAGAGUAGGUGCAGCAGUGUGGUAACCACCAUGUUCCUACAUGGAAACCUCUCAAGACCUUUCCCAAAAGUUGUAAGUUAAUGGCAUCUGUAGAUGGCACUUUAAAGACCCAAAUCUCCUGCAGGCAACAGCAAUCUAACAUUUAAAAUACUUUCUGUAGUUACUGUACUUCCAUGCAUAGAUCUAGUACUUCUACAAGCUAAGAUGACUCUCUUUAUUUAAAACACCGCUUUCCAUUUGAGGCUGAAUUUCGAUCUUUUGUGGCUUGGAGUUGAACUAUCCACCUUCCUGUAAGCAAGAAAAACAUUAGCUGAGUGUCCUCAUUUGCAUUAUUCACUGAACAUGGAUUAGCUAGGAAAAAGUGGUGGAUUGUAGCCAGAUGCCCUUAGUAGUAUUGUCCUUUGGAUAGGGAUUGAAACCCUGAUUUUUCAACCAUCUUUUUUUUAAAAAGCAAGAGAAAAUGCACCUUGCCCAAGGCUCUUCACGCUAUUGCCAAGCUUUCGAAUCCACAGUGGCUCACUCUAACGGGCCUGAUUAGCAGAAGCACUUGCUGAGUUACUGCAGCUCCCAGUGACAUUCGAUUGGUAUCAUAGGUGCCCAGUGCUUCUGAAAAUCAGGCCCUCGAGAGACGUGCCUUUUGCUAGCUCUUGGGUGCUUCCUUAAAAUAGGUUCCACUGUGCGUUUGGUGGUUUUAGCAUCACCUCUGGACAAGCCCUUCCUAAUGGAUUUGAAGCCUGUUUCCUUCUUGCUUUGGAAUAGUUGGAGGAAAAAUUUGACUGCCAUUAGCUUUUAUGCCUUGUAACAUUUUAUGCCCUGCAUGCAGCAGCUGGGAGGAGCAAUUGCACGGAGAGUCCUGCUCAGCCUUAGGAUGGAGCAUGCCCAUUACAGAUAGUCUGACAGGUAGAUGCUCCUAAGAUUGUAAACCCUUACUGAUCAUGUGCAUACGAAGAUGUUUCAGAGGCUUAUAACUGUGUUGCAACUUGCUAGUGCUCUACACCCCAAGGAAUGUCUCCUUUCCUUCAUCCCAGCUCAUUACUGAACCAGGCUUGCUGGGACACCGUUACUCCAUUUAGAACAGCUAAUAGGAAGUAAGUUAUGAGCAAUCCUGCUUUAAUUCACUUUAAUAUAAGUAAUAUUUACUAAUAGUGGGCAGAAACGAACAGAGCCAGUGUACUCGCAUACGCAAUGAAAAGCCCAUUCUGGCAUCUUCAAGACAAGAAGAGACUGAAGCUCAUAGGUGCUGGAAUUAGGGGUACGGGGGUGCCGCAGCUUGAAGUGGUUUCCAUCAUAUUCAGGGUUUACAGUUUGGUUCAAUGGCGCUCAGCAGCCCGCCUAUACAAGUUGUUCCAGCGUCUGCUGAAGCCUGAGAGUAACAAACAUCUCCGCCAGCGUGAACAAUUGAUUGCAGCUCUGAUCCCUUCAAGGUUGUAGUAUUAAACCAACUGUUUACAGCUCUUUACAUGGUGGGAAAUCAAUACCAGAAGUUCCUGAUAAUGUGAAAUAACAUAGUGGCAGUUAUCUUAAACCAAGGAGGGUAGGGCCACAAGGUUACAAUGCAUAUUCAAAGGCAUUGGUGGAACAAUGACCUGUUCUCUCCAGAGUCAAAGCAAUUUACCCUGUGAUCUCAUUUAGGCAUGCCUAGCCCUAUCCUGUCACUAUAGAAAGUAAGUUCAGCUCAUGGUAAUUAUUGCAGCUAGGGGCAUUGCAUUGCUGAUCACAGUGUUCCUGCUGAUACCAAAGCAUUCAUAUAUUCCUCAAUGUGCGAUAGCAGAAUUACAGCCUCCUCACAGCUGAAGCAGAAAGUGGCUGCCACUUUUUGAUCUAUUUAAAUCAGGUAUAAACAUUUAACAGAGAGGGUAAUGAACCACUGGAACAAUUUACCAAGGGUUGUGGUGGAUUUCCCAUGACCACUUUAAAAUCAAGAUGGGAUGUUUGUCUAAAGAUCUGCUCUAUUAAUUAUUUUGGGGACGUUCUCCGGCUGUAUACAGAAGCUCAGGUUAGGUGAUCGCGGUGGUCCCAUCUGGCCUUGAAAUCUUUCAGUGUAUGAAUGCAGUCUUGUACUCUCAUCCCACUAUUGCAGGUCCCUGAAAUUAAAAUGUCUUAUUGCUGGGAGUUGUCAGUUUUGCUGGGUUCCCCUUGCAAAGUCAAACUGGAAACUUCCAACCAAUCCGUGUGCCGUCCCUUGCGUUGUUUUGUAACAACGAAAAGUGAUGAUGCUGCACCAGGCAGUUUCAGAUUUCACAGUAUCUGCUUAAUCUUCCCAACCAUAAAAUACCAUACAGGAAGAAAUCCAGCCACCGUUUGUCUGAAUGUAAUAGAUUCCAAGGCCGGAAGGGACCACUGUGAUCUCUCAGGUAUAUCUGCAGGGCAUGGGCCAUGGCUCACCCUUAGCCUACCCAUGUGCCCUGUCUCUGCUUUUGGUUUGCCUGGCAGAAGUAAUAAUUAAAAUGGGUAACCAAGUUCAUGCAGGUGGGACAAGAUUAUGCCUUAGCUAAAAUGCAACUAUGGGACAAUGCUGCUAGCAUCCUUCUCAACUUUCCCUGCUAUCUUAAGGCUAUGAAACAGCACUUACUUACGCUUUCCAAACAGGCUUUGUCUAUUGCCACCAUUUUUCAGUCUCUCUGCUCACACAGACUGCUGGGGAGGCUAUACACACGUAACUUGCUCCCGUGCAGCCUGUGUUACUACAUUUAAGAAUGUUUUUAUUUUAACUUCCCUAUUUUGCACACAAGAAAAUCAGUCCAGAGUGAUUAGGUUUGAGGAGGAUAGAUUCCUUGAACAAUAGUGAUUGGUUUUUGCCAGUAGAAUUAGUAAUCCCCACACUGUUUUUGAGUUUAUAAUCUCUGCAAGAAGGGAAGAAACUCUAGAAGUUAUCACCGCAGCUCUGUCCUGUGGAGUCUGGUGUAUAAUAAUUGCGGUAGAAAAAGUUUACAUAUAAUGGGCCAAAUUUUGCAAUCUUGAAUUGAAACUCAGACAGCAAUGCAUUAAGAUUGAACUAAUCCCUUUAAGCAAACUCCCCUUGAAUUCAGUAAGAGUUUUGCUUGAUUUAAGGAUGGCAGAAUUUGGCCAGGCAAGAGAGUUUACUGUGCUGAAAAGCUGGCUAUCUUGAAAACCUGCCACAUACAAACUACCUCCAAUACUUAAUCCUAUGCUUGUACCUUCUAGUGUUACCAAACUUAAUACUCUGCACGUGCAAAAAGGACUUUUCAAACACUGAGCUUAGUUAUAUUUAGGUGCAAAUUGAAAGGGGGUUCUACUCAUUGAGGAUGAGCCAAUAUGAACAUUUUAAAUUGUAGAUUUCUGCUACUUUUUAGGGGGAGGGGGUGAGCAAAACAACCCAAACAAACCACCAACAAAAAACAAACAGAAAACCCAUAACACGCACCAAACCAAAUUGGCUUAAAAUGAGCAGUGCAUGCUUUUUUUCAGCUACCCAUAACACAAAAGCAUCUGGAUACAUUUUUGCUUAUAAAUUCCAAAACUGUCUCAUCUGUACUGUGAUGAAGAAUGGAUAAUUUCAGCUGAAUUUAUCUUUUGAGCAUGUAAAAAUGAGGUUUAAAUUAAAGUCUUGAUGGUUGCCUCAACUUACUUGGCUCACUGCUAUAAUUAUUUUUUAGGCUUUGUGCAAUUCACUGGCUUUUCUGGCUUCCUAAAUGAAGCCCCCAGAACUCAUUCAUCUAGGAUAACCCAACUACUGGCCGUGUCAGCAAUUGCAUAAAGACUUCUUCCAUCUAGCAGAUCCAGCACAUUAUCUGAAAGGCCAAAAAGAAUGCUUAAAGGGGUUAGUUAAAUCUUAAUGCCGUUCUAUCUGAGUCCUGGGGCUAGUCACAAUGUAUUUUGAGUGCUUAACUUUCUGUUGUGGCUUUGCCGGUUGCUUUUAAAAGUAAGCCUCUCAGCUUCCUCUCAUAAGUAAGCCUCUCACCCGUUGGACAUGGGUCUUCCAGCCUCCAACCCAAAGCUGCAUGUUGUCUGCCCCGUAUAAUUCAGUAGUUGAAGAUCCUGUCCCUGCUUGUGAAAACCCUGAGCAACACCCUGAUUUUUCUAACAUCCUACAUCUAUUAACGCUUAAUCUGUAUCUACCAAUUUGCCAGUUCAGGAGUAACCAACAUAACCUUCCACCACCUCAUCUUGGCUGUCCUGGAGCAGCUGUCAGUGAGCCACGGGAGGCAUUGCUCUCUUCCUGUCGAGGCAUGAUUAGAGGCACACUAACAUUCUUAGCCCCCAAUAACCUGCAAAACCAAGUCUGGAUUUCUUUGCACAUAAAUGGAAAAGGUGCUAGGCCACCGGCCUGCUUCUCUGCAAGUGCAGAGCACUAGCUCUAGUUCAUCAGACUAUUCCUGUGCUACCAAUGCUAGGCUACAGAGCUGUUCCACGGUAACACUAAUCCUGCAUUUUUUGUGUGCGCCCGUUUUCAUGAUAACGGUUCUUCUAGACUUGUGCAUCUGUUGUUGUUUGGCAGGUACCACUCAGUUCUGGCCAUUCUCCAUUGGAGGAAGGAGUACAAUCAAUACACAUAGGCACAAAUGGUGAAUUUUUAUUUUCACUGCCAGAGAUGUUUUUUAAUUUACUGCAGAGACUUGUUGGGUUUUUUGUGUCUCUUUCCGGAAUCACUCAAUGCAUUUAAUUAGGGGACGUGCAUUAUGGAGAGAAAAUGUUCUGGAAAAGAAAAAUAAAAUCAUUAUCAGUA
Molecule: messenger RNA, 8046 nt
Organism: Chelonia mydas (Green sea turtle)
Lineage: Eukaryota; Metazoa; Chordata; Testudines; Cheloniidae
Gene: NCLN
Product: nicalin
Exons: 15
Coding region: 195-1883 (562 amino acids)
Biological process (GO): regulation of signal transduction
Cellular component (GO): endoplasmic reticulum membrane
Source: RefSeq, a predicted model, not a curated record